Molecule: messenger RNA, 2730 nt
Organism: Talaromyces stipitatus ATCC 10500
Lineage: Eukaryota; Fungi; Ascomycota; Eurotiomycetes; Eurotiales; Trichocomaceae
Exons: 2
Coding region: 1-2553 (850 amino acids)
Source: RefSeq, a predicted model, not a curated record
AUGGAUGCUAGAGAAGCGAUGUCUUUACGACUAACUAGCGAACCAUUCCUUCUUGGUACUCUUGACGCGAUCAGGGCCAGGACUAAAUGUCCUCUAUGCAGCCUGGUCUCUUCCACCAUCCCCCAAGAAUCACUUGUGGGGAUACCAGAAAAGGAAACGACUUGCCAUCUCAUCUGGGAGCUUGACGGACGAUACCGUGACUCACGGAGGCCACAGACACGACGGCUUCGUAUCCGCUGGAGCGAAAAGCGCUUUAGAGCCCACGAGGCCUACCUAGUCUUGAGUGCUCCAAGCAAGUACGACAAGUCUGAUCUCGAUUAUCCUAGUCUUCUCAACGACGAAACUCAGUUUCUGGGUCGGCGUAUUGGCCCUACAGUCAAUAAAACGAACCUUAUCCGGGAAUUCUUAAGGCUGUGCGAAAACAGCCACGAUGCGUGUUGUACCAGGCAACUCGGCAUCGAAGACCACUUUGCUGACACCCUUAGCCAGCCCUACUUCGGAGUCAUCGAUAUUCGAAAUGAGAGUCUUGUACCACUCCCAACAUCUUGGGAAAAUAAUCGACUGAAGAUCGAAUCCUACGCCACCGUCAGCUAUGUCUGGGGUAAGAGCCGAGACCAUAGAACAACGUUGGCCAAUAUCCAAGAUCGGCGGAAAUCGGGCGGUCUAGCUGAUACAAUCUCGAUGUUCCCUAAGGCGCUUCGGCAGAGCGUCAGACUUGUGAGCAGAUUGGGGAUCAGGUAUAUAUGGAUUGAUUGCAUAUGCAUCAUCCAAGACAGCAGUCAUAGCUGGAAUCUCAACGCUCGCGCUAUGCACUUGAUCUAUGGCAAUUCGACCUUGACUAUUUGUGCGGCAGACGGAGAGAAUGCGGAGACAGGACUGUUGGCCAUUGAUAAGAAGCAUAGCACUGAUCAAAAGAUCGCGAAGUGUGCGCCCGACGUCCAUCUUGUGCUGCACUACCCACCAGAGACAAGUAUAGAGACCUCAGUCUGGAACCAACGUGCAUGGACAUUUCAAGAGCGCCUCCUUUCCAGGCGCUGCCUCAUCUUUACGGGCGGACAGGUUUACUUCCAGUGUCGUUCAACAAGCAUGUCUGAGGACAUAUUCGCGGACAAAAAGGGCGAAGGAUGGUCUUUGGAUCUCAACGGCGCUCCGUUACAAACACUGACGCAGCUGAGUCAUAGGGGAUUGUGGUUCUAUUGCAAUUGCGUGCGUCUAUACACAAAUCGGAGCCUCUACGAACCUUUCGAUAUCCUGGCUGCAUUCAGCGGAAUGUGUCGGCUAAUGGAGGAAACCUUCCGGUCGCCUUUUAUUUUCGGCCUACCCACAUCGCACUUCGAUUUUGCGCUCUUGUGGGUACCAAGCGGUCGAUCGCAAACAUUAAAGAAGCCUGUAUCUCGCGAAGAAAUGUACAAGAAUAUGAAGUUUCCAAGUUGGUCGUGGUGCGGCUGGAAAAGCGAUAACGGUAUCAAAUAUGAGCACCAAUUCGUCGAGGGCUGCGUGGCUGAUAUUUGCGCCUGGCUGAAGGAUCAUACAUGGAUUGAUUGGCAUGUCCGUGAUGGAUAUGGAACGCCACAACGUCUAUGGGAUAAGGACUGGGCAUCGGAGGACGCGAGCGCCGAUGGGAGAUGGAAGGGAUAUGCUGGACCAGACCACGACUCGCAACUCGAAGAUAAGAGUGAUGAUUCUUCUGUUGAUUCCUCAUCUGAUGAUAGCGAUGAUUCAAAACAAGAGGGUUCCCAGAUAUUGCCUUCUGAAACCCAGCGCCAUGUCUACAGCGAUAAAGUCACAACAACUUUUGGAUACGACCACCGCAGGCAAUCGACUCGAUUUCACAUUAGGGAGGAUGCAAGGUCCCGGAGACGCAGCCCACCUGUACCUCGACCCGAUAGGCCAGCGUUAGACCCCUUUGGCCGACCAGUUGAAAGCAGAGCCCUGGCUCGUACCAAAGUCUUCUCCGAGACGGGCGUCGAGUUCUUACCCAAGACAAACUUCGUGUUGACCUUGCCGGAGUAUCCAUUCCACGUUCCUCCUGCCGAAUCAAAAUGUCGCAAUGGCUCUCACAGAGAGUUUCCGGAUCUGCCCAUUUUGCAGUUUUUUACUUGGUGGAGCCAGUUCUACGUUAUAGACAUUUCUUCAGAAGAGGUUACGGACACUGCUGAUCAGGGAUUGCUUAACGGGGUACCAAGCCAAAAGGAGAUCGAUGACGGGAACAGUGAUACGGACGGCGGAAAACCCUGUCGAUGCCAUAUCAUUGAUCAGCACGGUGAUAAGUGUGGAAGUAUUCUUUUGGACUCGCAGUGGUUGAAGAAACAAACGAUAUCAAAGUUCGAAUUCAUAGCUAUUUCGGAGGCCAAGACAUUUACACCGGAGGAGAUGCCGGAUUGGACGUACUACAUUCCGAAGGAGAGGAUAGAUUCGGAGUGGGACGUGUACUUCGUCCUCUUGGUUGAACAUUAUCCAAAGGAAGGACUUUGGAGAAGAGUCGCGUUGGGGAAAGUAUUCCAGGCUGCCUUUGAUCAAUCAUUGUGCUGGAAGGAAAUCAUUCUUGGAUAAUAUCCGGAUUCCGAAGUUGGUUACAAGUGGUUAAGCAACUCAAACUUCAUCGUUUGUUAGCAGAUUUAACAUUUUCUGUUCGUGAAUAUUCUUUCGUUCUCAUUGCUGUACUAACUAUCCAGUCUUGGAACACCUUCCAUAUAGAAGCCUGCAAUUUAACCAGUGCAUUUACUGUCC